Amborella trichopoda is the source of this 1572-nucleotide messenger RNA. RefSeq lists its product as uncharacterized. The record is from RefSeq and is a predicted model, not a curated record. Gene Ontology annotation, cellular component: plasma membrane. Gene Ontology annotation, molecular function: electron transfer activity. Lineage: Eukaryota; Viridiplantae; Streptophyta; Magnoliopsida; Amborellales; Amborellaceae.
GAAAAAUUUCUCAGAAAAAUUGCAGAGCCAAGCCUUUUCAUUCUCCAAUCGGUGAAUAGGUUCAUUCAAGAGAGAGAGAGAUGAAGACGAAGACAUGGUUAAUGGCAGUGUUAUUGUGGUGGCUGUGUUAUGUAUGUGGUGCAGCGAAGGAUCACGUAGUGGGAGGUGAUUCAGGUUGGGAACUGGGCGUGGAUAUGGAACAAUGGGCUUCACAGAGACUGUUCUAUCCAGGGGACAACUUAAUAUUCAUGCAUGGACCGGACCACAACGUGGUUGAGGUGAAUGAAGACGCCUUCAACUCCUGCUCCGCCACGCAUCCCCACCACCACCCUCACAUCGAGGGCACGACCCUCGUCCCGCUCACCACGCCCAACGCCUCCCGCUUCUUCAUCUGCUCCGUCUCCGACCACUGCUCCCAGGGCAUGAGGCUCAGCGUCCGCACCCUGGCAGGACCCACCCCCAAGCAUUCUCCUCGGGCCCCACCAUCCCACUUGGCUUCUCCAGCUCAUGCCAAAGACGAUCACCCUGCUGCCUCAGCGCCCGGUGGGGACCACUUGGCUCCUCCUUUCCCUUUUGGCCCUGAUGUCAAUUCCCCAAAUCCCCAACAGGACCUGGUAUACAGAGAUUCGAGUGGGCCCCACCCCAUUUCUCCUCCUCACCCUGACAAUACACCUAACGCCAUGCAGGACACAGCUGACUCAGUAAAGAGUGGGACCCGCAAGGCACCUCCUCCCCAUUUUGCCCCUCACAAUUCCCCUUAUCGCCAUCAACAACCUGAGGAAGACCUUGCUAAGCCUACGCUGGGUGGGACCUUAACUUCUCCGCCCCAUCUCGACCCUUCCAAUUCACCCAAUAUCCAACAAGACCCCAUGCUGAGCCCCAGGCGCAACUCAGAGGAUCGGUUUCCAUCCCCGCAUCCGCAUCCGCAUCCGCAUCCGCAUCCGCGCCCGCCCCAGCCCCGGCCACCGCCCACACCAACACCGCAUCAUCACCCACCUCCUCCCCCUCCCGACUACCCAUCUCCGGAUAUCCCUUUCCCUCCUGUCGAUCCUGGUCUGUGUCCUCAGAAUCCCCAUCCCAAUAAUGGGACGAGGCUAGUAGAUGUCGGAGGCGUGCUUCUCAGCAUGUGGUUGCUCAAAACUUUACUUUUCUCGUGGCACUGGUAGUUAGCAUUACAUUACAGUACGUGUAAAAUAACAAUCCUGUAUUUCCCUUUCUGCAAUGUGACGAAUUCUUUGGCAGCGAUUGCUGCUGCAGUCCAUGUAGACUUGAGUGCAUUGUAACAUUCUUUACCAGAGAUUGAUUGAAUGCUGUAUCAACUUUUAGAAGCUUCUGUACAAGUGCAUUUUCUUUGUUUCUAUUCUCUCUUGCUUCAUCUUUUUAUUUUCACGUACCGUCCGGAUCGUUUCUUCCUUUUAAACAUCUCUCUCUCAAUAGCAACAACCGCACAUUCAAUUAUCUGCAGCUCACACUUGAAAGAGGCCAUCAAUGAAACAAAAAACCCCUACCCAUGAUGGAAAAUAGGUAAAUGCAUCAUCCCAAGUCUCCAAAGUUUUAAAACCACACAUGAUC